Camarhynchus parvulus is the source of this 2109-nucleotide messenger RNA. RefSeq names its product ceramide synthase 2 (gene CERS2). Gene Ontology annotation, cellular component: membrane. Gene Ontology annotation, biological process: ceramide biosynthetic process. Lineage: Eukaryota; Metazoa; Chordata; Aves; Passeriformes; Thraupidae. The record is from RefSeq and is a predicted model, not a curated record. Gene Ontology annotation, molecular function: DNA binding; sphingosine N-acyltransferase activity.
GACGUCACUGCCGCCGCUGCCUGGCGCGGGGCGCGGGACGCAGGGGGGCGAGCGGCGGCUCCGUGAGGGCUCCGGGCGGCGGCGGCUCCGUGAGGGCUCCGGCGGCGGCUGCGGCAUGUUUCAGACCUUGUACAGCUAUUUUUGGUGGGAACGGCUCUGGCUCCCGGCAAACCUCACCUGGGCUGACCUGGAGGACCGGGAUGGGCGAGUCUAUGCCAAAGCCUCUGACCUGUACAUCACCCUCCCCUUGGCCUUCCUCUUCCUCGUUGUCCGGCACCUCUUUGAGACGUACGUGGCCACCCCCCUGGGGCUCCUGAACGUCAAGGAGAAGGUGCGGUUAAAAGCCACCCCCAACGCGGUGCUGGAGAAGUUUUAUGCUGCCACCAGCAAACACCCCAAGCAGGCCGACGUGGAGAUGCUCUCCAAGAAGAGCGGCUGCACCGUGCGCCAGGUCGAGCGCUGGUUCCGCCGCCGCCGCAACCAGGACCGGCCCAGCCUGCUCAAGAAAUUCAGGGAGGCCAGUUGGAGAUUCACCUUUUACCUUAUUGCUUUCAUUGCUGGCAUGGCUGUCAUAGUGGAUAAACCUUGGUUCUACGACCUCCGGGAGGUGUGGAAGGGAUACCCCAUCCAGAGCGUGCUGCCCUCCCAGUACUGGUACUACAUGAUCGAGCUCUCCUUCUACUGGUCCCUGCUCUUCAGCAUCGCCUCCGACGUCAAGCGCAAGGACUUCAAAGAGCAAAUCAUCCACCACGUUGCCACCAUCAUCCUCAUCAGCUUCUCCUGGUUUGCCAACUACGUCCGUGCCGGGACGCUCAUCAUGGCCGUGCACGACUCCUCCGAUUAUCUGCUGGAGUCUGCCAAAAUGUUUAACUACGCCGGGUGGAGGAACACCUGCAACAACAUCUUCAUCGUCUUUGCUGCCGUCUUCAUCAUCACCCGCCUGGUCAUUCUGCCCUUCUGGAUCAUGCACUGCACGAUGGUUUAUCCGCUGGAUCUCUACCCUGCCUUCUUUGGCUACUACUUCUUCAACUUCAUGAUGGUGGUGCUGCAGUCGCUGCACAUCUUCUGGGCCUACCUCAUCAUCCGCAUGGCCCAGAAGUUCAUAACUGGAAAGGUGGUGGAGGACGAGCGGAGUGACCGUGAGGAGACGGACAACUCUGAGGAGGAGGAGGAGGUGGCCAAGAACGGGCCCCUCUCCAAUGGCCACCCUGUCCUCAACAACAACCACCGCAAAACCGACUGAGCGCCCCGGACCCGAGAGCUGCCACCUCCUGCCACCGGCCCGGCCCCUCCGGCCGCUCCACACCGGGACCCCGGAGCGCCCGCCGGGCCCCGCCCCUGCUACGGAGCGGGGCCGCAGCUCUGCCUCACACUCACCGCUGGUGCCCUUCCACCUCUCACCUGCUGCCUUAAUCCACUGCGGCUCCCCGGCCAGGCGGGGACCCCUCCGGGAUGGCUCCAUCCCUCCGGGGCGGUUCCUUCCCGCCCCGCAGCCCCUCGGAUUGGCUCUGGCCAAAGAGCUCGGCCCCAGCCCCUUGCCGGGCUCUGUGUUAUUCCAAUUUUCCCAACCAUUCCUUCACCGGGGGAGGGGGGAAAAAAUCCCCCUUUUCCUGAGCUGUAUCCGGCUGGAAAAGCCGGCUCAGCCCCUGCUCCACCGAACUGGGAGGGAGGAGCAGGGAAUUCCUGGGUGUUUCAGUGCCUAAAUGAUGGGAUGACACUAUGGAAGUACUUGGGGGAAGGAAGCUGCGGGGUUGAGUCACUCCUUGUGUCUCACACAGUUUAAUCCUCUCAUUUCUCUUCGGUAAAUGGAUUUUUGAGUCUCUCCCUCUCCGUGGCCUCUCCCAGCUGUAACAGGACAAAUUUCCAACUUGAUUUUUUUUUCCUUUUCUUUCUAUUUAUUUGGAAGACAGAAGGAGCCGGGCUUGGCUCUGUCUCCUGCAUCCUUUGGGAUGCUGUGAGACCUCCCAGCACGGAGGGGUGGGGGGGGAAAAGGACCAUUAACCAAUGUCAGACCAAAACGUGUUUUGUUGUUCUUGUUUUUUUUUGGUUUUUUUUUUUUUUUAAUAAAUAAAAGGUUAAAUAUAUUAAAAGUUAAAAAAACUAAUAAAC